GAAUCUGCCACUGACCAGUUGUAGUGCAGUUUGAAGAUUGCAUAGAUAGUGAACUUGCUUUAGAGGUGCUAUUUGAAAAAUACCAAAAUGUACAGAGCUACGUUAUUACUGGCAGUCCUGGUUGUAGCAGUAAGUGCAGGACCUUACGGCCACUACAACAAACAAUCCGGCGGAUCCCACUCAGAACAAGGAGAUCACCAUUCGCAUAAAGAGCCAGCUGAACAACCCAAGGGUGUGCUGGUUACAGAGCAACAUGCACCAGUAGAACAAUCACACGGCGAGAGCACUGCACAAAGUUCAUCUCAAGCUUUCGCUAAAAGCUCCGCCACACAAGAACACGCCGAUCAUUCUCAAAAAUCUGCCCAUGGGGUUGAAGGACACCAUAAAGGACAUAGCUUCGGUGGGUACGGCCACGGUAGACAUGGUCCCGGUGGAUAUGGCCCCGGUGGACACGGUCCCGCUGGACACGGUCCCGAUGGACAUGGAUACGCUGGACAUGGUGUGGGGGGACAUGGUGUUGGGGGGCACGGCUUUGGUGGACAUGAUCAUGGAGGUCACGGAUACCCCGGACGAUACUAAAAAGAGAAAUAAAAAUGAUUAGCUUGUGAUUGCAAGCAAAGCACUAGAA
Messenger RNA from Anopheles nili, 628 nucleotides. RefSeq names its product spidroin-2-like. Lineage: Eukaryota; Metazoa; Arthropoda; Insecta; Diptera; Culicidae. The record is from RefSeq and is a predicted model, not a curated record. The coding region runs from base 88 to 579 and encodes 163 amino acids. The transcript is spliced from 2 exons.